AAGGUAAGAAACAGCUGGAGAUGUUUUACUGUAGUACCUAUUUCAAGGGCAAGAGAUUAGAUCAAUUUUAAAUUUGUACAUCCCAAGUGCUUUGAUAAAACAACCAUCGAAUUUCAACGCUGAUAACAAUCACUAAAACAUCAACAGAGUAGGUACAAAAAUAGUUUGAAGAAAAUAACUCCAGAUGUAACAGGUACAUUCAAAGUUUAAGUAGCGAAGUUAUAGAAAGUAGAGCCUACAAAGUUAUAACUUCUUAUGAAACAUAUUAGAAGACAGGAAAGUUAAAAGCUUAGGUUUGCGUAUUCCCGUAGUUAUCACCAUGGAAAGCAAAACCCUACCUUUAGAAGAAAAUUUACACCAAGAAGAAAAUGCAUCUUCGACGAAACAGAGUUUUCGGAAACGUCCGGGGACCACAGACAAAGGCAAGAAGUACGAAAAUAUGAUAAUCGCCAACAUCGUACUUCGUAUGGUAAGCACCGAAACAGUAAAAAACUUCUACGUUUCGUCGGACGAUGCAAAUUUUGGAGACUUCGAUGAUGUAGUCAUUGAAGUGGAAACAGAUACGGGAAUCCAAUCAAUGGCCGUACAGUUGAAACACAGCAAUAAACCAGGAAAUUUAGUUACAACACGACUAGCAAGCGAAAAGGGAGACUUCAGCCUCCUUAAAUAUUUUAAAUCGUUCCAAGAGAUAAAGGAAAAACCACAACAAUUUAUUCUGUUCACGAACCUUAAAUUCCACACAUCUGAAGACACAAAAUUUCAACUAGACGGAAAAAAAAUUUACUUGAAACCUUAUAAAAUAGAAAUUCCUGAUGAUAGUUUCAAACUUUCUCAACAUAUAAACUACUGUUAUAAAUUUCGAAUUGUAGAAGACCAAGGAGAAGUUGAUUCAGAACUUCAACAGUUUAAGGAAUUUCUUGAAUGUUUUAGCCUUUACUCUAAUCAACAAAGUCUCGAAGCACUUGAAAAUUCAACAGCGAAUGAUUUCGUGAAGAUGUUCUGUUCGAAUCUAGAAACGUUCGAAAAAUAUCUGAAGAUUAUAUGUGAGUGGGACAUGCAAGAAGGAUCUAAAAACAAGUUAGAAAAGAAGAUGAUGCAAUGUGCAGUUGCACUUUGUGUGUUGUCUCCGUACAUCGAAAAUUUUACUUCUGGGGAAGUCAACGACAAAGGGAAAAUUCUUCGAGAAGCAAUUCGUCCAUUCGACAUUACGCUGUUGGAAAACGUGGAGUGCGAUAUGAAGAAAUGGUUGUGGUGCGACUUGGACAAGAAUAUUGACAUCAAAGAACUAAACAAACUGAGAUCAUUUUAUCGUCUUUCUCCUAAUUAUAUAUCUCGGGUAGACGAUGUAGACGGAAAUGUGUUGGCACAGUUGUUGUGGUUGAUCGAGAAACGUCCGCUAAUUGUAAAAGAGCACGAAAAUAUAGAAAAAGCCGUUCAACUUUGUCCUGAUGGAAAAUUCGUUUUGGUUGGUGAAGGAAAAUGGAAAGAAUGGAUGAGAGGUCGUUCCGUGUUCCAGAACCUGUUGGACUUGAAAUCCGAACAUAGUGUAUAUGAAAAAGUGAUGCAGAAUUUUACCGUUUCCUUGCAAGGGAAAGCAGAGCUUACUCUGACGGAGGCGUGUGGAGGAAAUGAAGAAUUUUCGAAGAAUAUUAGUGUAAAUAAUCUUUUAGAAAUGAUGGACAGCGCACGUCUCAUAGACGGGGUAAAAGAAGUUCUUCCUGAUUCUUAUAUUGAAAGGUAUUUGUCGUUAAAUGCGAUAGACAUUAAAUAUUUAGAACACGUUAGUCAUAAUACCGUCGUUAUUCUAAAUUGCGCAGACAGUUUGAACGAAAUACAAAAACUUGAAAAAAUUAAACUGACAAAGCUCGAUGAUUAUUUAAAUAACGCAGAAGAUACAACUUCCAAUGCUCCAAUAUUAAUUAUAAGUAAAAAUAAAUGUAGCGAAUGUGAAUUUCAGAUGAUAUGCUCUAAAACACCAGAGUCCAAGAUUGUGCAUUAUUUUAAAUUUCUUAAAAAUACACAUUUAGAAUGGGUGCGAAGCAGAGGCGAUGUCGGAGAAUUACAAAAUUAUAAAUUAUCUGAAUAUUAUAAAAAAGAAAAUGAGUUUUGGAAUUUUGACUUUAGCAACAGGAUUAGUUUAGUGUUAGCUGAUCCAGGGAUGGGUAAAACUGAACUAACAAAAAGCUUAAAAAAUAAGUGUUCUUCUAGCUACUGGACAGUAAUUAUUAGCCCUCAAGACGUUAAUUUAUUCUUUGAAGAGUUAAAAAAUCUUGGCAGAGCAGAUUACCUAAAUUUAUUCCGAACAUUCAUCUUAGAGAAAAAGUAUCACCACCUUAAAAAGCUCGAUACAGAAUUUUUUAAAAUGUGUUUUGAGCAACUUCGUGUUUGUUACGUGUGGGACGCUCUUGAUGAAAUUUCUCCUGAUUAUUUGAAAAACGUGCCAGAUUUGAUUGUUCUGUUAUCAAAUCAGGGUUUCACACAAUGGGCUACUGGUAGAAAACACUUGAAAUCUUCGCUUGAAAAAAAAUUUAACACCCUUUCGUUGAGUAUAAAUCAAUUCAAUGAGCGCGAACAACAAGUUUACAUUAGAAAACGUCUCAAUCCUAUUAUUUCAUCUGACAAUUUAGAAGGUGCCGUUCGAAAAGUUAUCUCUAGUUUUGCUUUCAUAAAACAUAUAGACAUUUUAGGAAUUCCAAUUCAGAUUUUUAUGCUCACAGAAAUAGUUGUUCGAAAUAACGACAAAUAUUUAAAAUUGGUUGGUGAUGGUUGGCGCUUGACCGAUUUAUAUCAUCACUUCAUUGAAGAAAAAUUCAACAUUUUCUAUCAAAAUAAAUUGUCUGUGAAUGUUCAGGAUCCUUUUUUGAAGCGUAUGUUUAGCAGAGACAAAGAAAAAAUCUUAAACCAUUACGAAGAAGUUGCAAUUGGCUUGUUAUUUCCGAAGCUUUCAAAUUUUAAUUGUCAAGAAAAUAUAGACCACACGUCUGACGAUUACACAUCCAUCGGUAUUAUAACUAGUUUCCAAAAUAACAAACCGGUUUUUUUACAUAAUUCUUUUGCGGAAUAUUUGGCUGCUUCGUAUUUUUCAAAGAAUUUUGGGGUUAUACCUAAGGAGAAAUUUUUUAAACGGAAAUUUAACAACGUACGAUUUUUCUUUGACAUGUUGUUGGCAAAAAAGUCACCACUUCACACUGCAGUCUUGUACAGGAACUUUGACGUCCUGAAAAGAAAUAACGAAGAAAUAUUGGCGUGUAAAGAUGCCGGUGGAAGAAGUGUUCUACAUUUGAUUUGCUCGUGGGGAAAAAGAUAUUCACGCCUAAAACUAGAGAGUUCUAGAACAAAUAAAAAAAAAAUUAUUUCUUUGCCCAGACAAUUGUCUUUUUCGAAAAAGUUACCUAAGAUGAGACACACUCUCAAUGUCAAGGAUAAAGUUUUUAAAGGAGAAUUAGAAACGAGGGAAUAUCUAGACGGGGUGCAACAUUUGUUAAAAAAAUGUAGUAUUUCAGAACCGGAUGGACUAUUUGAAAUGACGCCGUUUUUAUUUGCUAAAGUCAGCCAAAGUUUAGGUGCGGAACUGGAAUUGUUACAGUCAGGAAAGUUAAACCCAUCAGAGCAUCUAAUGUAUAAUCAAUGUGACAGAAUCAAUAUUUUGUUUUAUUCUAGUCGGUUCGGCUAUGAUGAAGCAAUUAAAACUGUUUGUACUAAGGAAUUAAAGGGUUAUAAGGACGAAGUAAAUUUUAGUUGUCAACAGUCUGGUGUCACAGCCCUUAUAGUAGCCUCAGCGAACGGGCAUCUAGCAACAGUUGAACAUUUGUUGCAACUCGGCGCAGAGGUCAAUUGUGCUGACAAAUCUGGUCAAACGUCGCUUUACGCAGCUUGCUCGAACGGCCACGGAAAAGUUCUUGAAUGUUUGGUGAAUUCUGGUGCCGAUAUACAUCAUAGUGAUAUUUGUGGUCAGACCUCUCUUCACGUAGCUUCCUCGAACGGCCACGAAAAUAUAGUCGGACGACUGGUGGAUUGCGGAGCCGAAAUCAAUCGCGCUGACAAUGACGGUUUGACACCGCUUCACGUAGCUUCUUCGAAGGGUCACCACAAAGUUGUCGAGUCUUUGGUCAAACGCGGGGCCAAAGUCAAUCAGGCUAAUAAUGAUGAUCGGACACCGCUUCACCUAGCAUGCUUGAACGGCCACGAAAUAGUUGUCGAAAGCUUGACAAAAUGCGGAGCCGACGUCAAUGUUGUUUCUAAGCAUGGUUUUACGCCGCUUGAUACCGCCAUUUUGAUGAAUCACGGUAAAAUAGUCAAGUUUUUGGAAGAAGAAUGUGCAAUAAAAACUUUAACUUAUGACAUAGAUAAUUGUUGAUUAGAAAUGUUGUACAUGGCAAAAUUGUCAUACUAGACAAUUUGGCAAAAUCGAAUUUUAUAAUUUUUCCACGAAGCUUGGACAAGAACAAAACAGUUUUGAUUGACAUAAUAUUUGAGUAUCUGAAGCAAAAUGUUUUCCAUUUAAAAAUAAAAUCGUCGAAUGCUUUUCAUUAGUCGAUGAAAUAAAUAAUAGGAGGAAAUCGUUUUGAUCAA
Zophobas morio is the source of this 4572-nucleotide messenger RNA. RefSeq lists its product as uncharacterized. The transcript is spliced from 3 exons. Gene Ontology annotation, molecular function: protein binding. The coding region runs from base 320 to 4357 and encodes 1345 amino acids. The record is from RefSeq and is a predicted model, not a curated record. NCBI's taxonomy places the organism in Eukaryota, Metazoa, Arthropoda, Insecta, Coleoptera, Tenebrionidae.